Messenger RNA from Rhinolophus ferrumequinum (greater horseshoe bat), 966 nucleotides. It is a transcript of the gene PLAAT5, whose product is annotated as phospholipase A and acyltransferase 5. The record is from RefSeq and is a predicted model, not a curated record. Gene Ontology annotation, cellular component: cytoplasm. The transcript has 7 exons. Bases 1 to 966 code for a protein of 321 amino acids. Gene Ontology annotation, biological process: N-acylphosphatidylethanolamine metabolic process. NCBI's taxonomy places the organism in Eukaryota, Metazoa, Chordata, Mammalia, Chiroptera, Rhinolophidae. Gene Ontology annotation, molecular function: A2-type glycerophospholipase activity; glycerophospholipid phospholipase A1 activity.
AUGCUCCGAUUCUCAGCAUCCCCCUUUGUGCCCUGUCUGUUCCUGGACGCGCGCACCGCGCCCGCGCCGUUGGCCCCGCCCGCGCCCCCCAGCCCAGAGCGCCCCCGCCACGCGCCCGCGCCGUUUGCUACGCGCCCCGCAGUUCCCUUGGGCAGUCCCGCCCGGCGCUGCCGCAGAGCCCUGGACCCCGCGGCUCCGCUGACUUGGGGCUGUGCCCACUGGGAACUGGCGGGGCGCGUCGUCCCUUGCCAGGCCCCGGAACCCGCCGGGCUGCAGCAGAAGGAUGGGUCUGAGCCGCGUCGAGAAUCUGUGGGAUCUCAAGUGUUGGUCCAGCUCUCGCUCAAGCAGCCAAAGCAGGGUCCGUUAGAAAAGAGAAGAGGCGUCCAGCAGGGGGAGAAGCCAGUAGUCAGCUUGGAGACCACACCCCACCAGGAGAGAGCAGACUCAAAUUCAACCCCGAAGUCUAGGAGUGCAGACGAGUUAACAAAGCAAGCAGCUGAGGGCAAACCGAGACCCAGGCCCGGAGACCUGAUUGAGAUUUUCCGCGUUGGCUAUGAGCACUGGGCCAUCUAUGUGGGAGAUGAUUGUGUGGUCCAUCUGACUGCCCCGAGUGAGGAAUUUGAGGCCGGCAGCAUCACCUCCAUCUUCAGCAACCGGGCCAUUGUAAAAUACAGUCGUCUGGAAGACGUGCUGCAUGGCUGCUCCUGGAAGGUUAACAACAAACUGGAUGGGACAUACCUGCCGCUGCCCAUGGACAUGAUCAUCCAGCGCACAAAACAGAUGAUCAACAAGAUAGUGCACUAUAACCUGAUUGAAGAGAACUGCGAGCACUUUGUCAACAACCUCAGAUACGGCGUGCCCAGGAGCCAGCAGGUAGAGCACGCCAUGAUGGAAGGCGCGAAGGCUGCAAGAGCCAUUAUUUCAGCUGUAGUGGAUACAAUAAAGCCCAAACCAGCAACUGCCUGA